AUGACGAAGGCGAUCGGCUACCCGCGCAUACUCUCACUCGAGAACUUCCGGACGCCAAACUUCCGCCUCGUCGCUGAACUACUGGAAUGGAUCGUAAAGCGCAGAUUCGACCCGAGUGCAACGCUUAGUGCCGAGCAUACAACUACCGAACAAGAGCGAGUACUGUUCAUCAAGCAAGCCGUGCUGCUUCUUCUACAGAACUCCCGGCUCAGACUGAACCCACGACGGCUCUAUCAGGUGGGUUUGAACAGUGAGCUUGAGAUAACACACUAG
Ostertagia ostertagi is the source of this 273-nucleotide messenger RNA. The record is from the annotation of a GenBank genome assembly. Lineage: Eukaryota; Metazoa; Nematoda; Chromadorea; Rhabditida; Trichostrongylidae.